AUGGAAAUUUAUCAAAAAUUAAUGCUAAUUUUUGAGGGUGAUAAAAUGGAAAUUCAAAUUAAUCCCGAAUUGCAACCAGAUGAAAAAAUUCACAUAUUGAUUACCUAUGAUGAAACCACAUUUCAUUCUAAUGAUGGGAGAAAUUCUGAAUGGGCUCCUAAUUAUGAAUAG
Messenger RNA from Funneliformis geosporum, 171 nucleotides. NCBI's taxonomy places the organism in Eukaryota, Fungi, Glomeromycota, Glomeromycetes, Glomerales, Glomeraceae. The record is from the annotation of a GenBank genome assembly.